Messenger RNA from Stylophora pistillata, 4032 nucleotides. Its product is annotated as lysosomal cobalamin transporter ABCD4. NCBI's taxonomy places the organism in Eukaryota, Metazoa, Cnidaria, Anthozoa, Scleractinia, Pocilloporidae. Gene Ontology annotation, cellular component: peroxisomal membrane. Gene Ontology annotation, molecular function: ATP hydrolysis activity; ATP binding; ABC-type transporter activity. Gene Ontology annotation, biological process: long-chain fatty acid import into peroxisome; very long-chain fatty acid catabolic process; fatty acid beta-oxidation. The record is from RefSeq and is a predicted model, not a curated record.
CGCGGUUUCCGGUUUGAUGGCAAGUUACGCUUUAGGGUUUCUGCAGCUGAUUAUAUCGCUAGAUUUGCAUAUAUAUCACACACGUGAGCGAUGGGGGCAGUUUAUGGAAGGUCCUCAAGAAAAUACAAAUUGGAUCGCUUGUUCGUGAAGAGAUUUUGGCGAUGUUGGAAAGUCAUGAACCCAAGCUGUUCUUCCACACCAUUUCUUCUUUUUGUGGUCUUGGUGGGGUUUGCUUUGGCAGCUCAAAUGAUGGUAUACAACACUGGGUUAAUUCCAAGCAGAUUUUAUGAAGUUCUUUUGGCCAGAGAUAAAGAGGACUUUUCAAGUCUUUUGAUAUCAUCUCUUCUAAUCAUCAUUGGUGUUUCACUGGCAAACAGUGCAUUGAAAUUGGUCUCUAGAAUCCUUUAUGUCAAAUGGAGAGAGGUGCUUUGUAGCAAACUUCAUGCAAGCUAUUUUAAGCAUAGGGCGUAUUACAAACUAAACGUCUUAGAUGACAAAUAUGAUAACAUAGAUCAGAGGAUUACACAGGAUGUGGAGAGAUUUUGUGAGGCAUUUAGAAAAGUGAUCGUUGUUGUGGUGGUUUCUCCUUUCACCAUUACAUACUACACUUACCUGUGCUAUCAGAGUUCAGGAUAUCUUGGUCUAGUGUGCAUAUAUGGCUUCUUCAUUGGCGGAACAAUCAUAAACAAAUUAAUAAUGUCACCAAUUGUUAACCUGGUUGUAAAGCAAGAAAAGCUUGAAGGAGACUUCAGGUUCAAGCACAUGCAAAUCAGAUCAAAUGCAGAAUCAAUAGCAUUUUAUAGAUCUGCUGGCUUAGAAAUGAGAAAAACAAACUCAAAGCUACAGUCGCUUAUAAAAGUUCAGACCAGAAUUGUGACCUAUGAGAGCUUCUUGUUCUUCUCCACAAGUUUGUUUGAUUAUGUGGGUGGAAUUCUCAGCUACCUGAUUAUAGCAAUUGCUUUGUUUGGAGGAAAGUUUGAUAACUUAUCUAUAACUGCUCUUGGAGGAGAGAUAAGUAGGAACUCAUUUUAUGCAAUGUACCUGAUAAAUUGCUGCACAAAGCUGAUUGACUUGUCUGUAGAUGUUACCAACAUGGCUGGAUAUAUUCACAGAGUUGAGAAUUUGGCUUCGCAAGACAGUGAUGUUAUAUUCAAGUUCAGCUGUGUUUCUUAUGCUCCACCAAAUUGCACGGACGCUCUUGUCAAAGAUCUUGAUUUGGAGAUUCGCCAUGGCCAGAAUAUUCUCUUAACAGGAAGUACUGGAAGUGGAAAGAGCUCUUUGUUUAGGAUCCUAAGCGGAAUGUGGGUUCCUCUUUCAGGAGAGGUUAUACGAUUUCUACCUUUUGAUCCCAAAAUUGCCUUCUUUUUACCACAAAAGACUUUCGUGACGGAUGGUACACUACGGGAACAGAUAACUUACCCUUGUGAAAAUGUUUUUCUUUAUGGAGGCCACUCUGUAGCAGGUGACGAAGACGAGAAACUUCUUCGAUUGCUCGAUACUGUGGGACUUGCAAAUUUAUGCGGCCGAGUAGGUGGCCUUGAUAAUCCUGUGGAAUGCAAGUGGGAGGACAUGCUGACUCCAGGAGAGAUGCAACGAUUAUCUUUCGCUCGUUUGUUCUAUCAACGACCACAAGUUGCGCUCCUUGAUGAAGCAACAAGUGCCCUAGACACUUCCACGGAGAGCAAGCUGUAUUCGAUUUGCAAGGACUUUGGAAUCACUGUGUCAAGCAUUGGUCACAGGAGAUCCCUCAGGCAGUUUCACGACUUUGAGUUGAACCUUGACGGAGAAGGAGGAUGGGAACUCAAGAAAAUUGAAGAUGACUGAAAUUUUCCGAGAAGGUCGAGGAGAAAAUUGAAUGUUUACAGUAGUAUGGAUUUUGGUCAAUUCUGCUGUACCUCGCUUUGUGAUUGGAUGACAAAAGUAGUGCAGCUCACGCCUUUCCCGCACUUUGCUGCUGAUCACGUUUACUAGCUUUGAAAUCUCAUUGGCUCACUGCUGUUUUUACGAUUUAUCAGAUAAACCACUAUAUUUGUUUUGUAGUCGCUCACAAAAGAAAGCAAUUUUAUAUUGUGUAGUGUGGGAAAGGGCAAUUUUUUGUUAACUUUGGCUAAGAUUGUAACCAAAGUUUUCUAGACUUUAUUUAGAAUCAUAUCUUUUAUGCUAUGAAUUCACAGAUAAAGCUUUUAUGAAUUAUGAAUGCGAAAUUUAGCAAGCCUGCGUCAGAAAAUGUGUUCGUCAGAGACAAUUUAAUAAGUUACCAUAAUACAGAGAAAUUUAUUCACAAUCUUACCUUUGAAUCAAAUCAAAGACAAUUGUUAAUAUAUUUCGGAUAUAAUUAUGUCAUAUAUAUUAUUUUUGUAUUAUAACCACUAAAAGAAAGAGCUGAAAGAAUCAAUGCACUUAUUUUACCGUCGUUUUUCUUCCUGAACAAGAACAAGCAAGGAGACUGCGAUGUCACCGCGCGCUUGAGUUCCAAACGAUCGCUAGUAAGUUGUUUGUCUCCCUUGUGUUGGCUUUGUUUAAAUUCUUUACAAGGGGUUCGAGUCGCGAUCUUGGUGAGAUUUAUGAUCAGUUGGCUCGCUGGGUUUAGUGCGAAUGUAGAAAUCUUCUUGGUUCUCUCGUGAUGGUUAUUAGCUGAUAGACUCUAGUGUGUGUGUGUGUAUCGUUUUUUCAAGUUGGGAAAGCCCGUAGCUUGUCACCGACGUUUCCAGGGAACAAACUAGUACCGAGUUGAUUUUUGAGAAACCGAGCGGGUGACUGGCACUAGUCUCAGUGAUUGGGUCAUGAUAGCUGGAAUAUCUGACUAAAUUAGUAGAUUUUGAAAUGAGAUAGGCUUAUAGGAAGGCGUUCGGCCCCUCCAUCAAAAAAUUAAUUUAGAAUAUUUAAUGUUAUAACAUCAGAAGCUUAUGACCUAUAAGCUUCUGUUGAUUUAUACCGAUGAUAAUUAAACAAAUUAUUUUCCUAAUAUAUUUCUCGCAAUAUACCAUUUAACUCUAAAUUAAAUGUACUGCAUUUGUGUCAAUUUAUUUAAAAUUCUGAUUUAAAUUAGAUGAAAUGUAGCGACAAAGAAGUGCAUCAUAGUGUAUAGUAACACUUAUGCUCAUUUGAUCGGCGUGUAAUUCAGCAAGUUGCUUGUAAGCCUUAGUUAGUCCGGAUUAAAAAUUUAAAUAAAUUUUAAUAAUUUGAGGAACAAUCUUUGUUUGUGACAAAAUUUACUGAGUCAAACAUUUGAAAGUAAUGUUUGCAUAUGGUUUAGGACAACUUUCGAUAGUAAUCCACUAGCUGAAAUUUCCUUUCGAAAGCAUGCAUGAUGAUUGUUUUCCUCAUGUUCGGUAUUCGAAAGUACCAUCGCGUGAUUCUUGAUGAGAUUUUGAUAUGGGUCUGUCCUUCAGUUUAAAAUAUUUGAUUGUCCUUUCGAUAUUCAAAUUCCCCUGGUUUGAUUUGAGUCAUCGCUUAUGCCUUUAUUAUCAUAAUAAUGAUGCCUUUAUUAUUAAAAUAAUGAUUAUUAGAAUAAUAAUUAGAAUAAUAAAGUAGAUCUGCAUUAUGUAAUAAAUCAAAUCUAUAGAGACCAGAGAGUGAAAGUUGACUUCCGCUUAAAUAAGGCAAUUAGCUGAUGUCUAUUGUUACUGUGAAGGCCACGGAAAACGGCACCAUUUUCAAGUUCGCGUCCCACAUUCCGCGUUACUUUCCCAUGUUAAUAGCUCUGAUUUCAAAAGUUAUCGAUUUUGCGUCGAUAGUAAUCCACUAACUGAAGUUUCCUUGCGAAAGCAUGCAUGAUGAUUGUUUUCCUCAAGUUCGGUAUUUGAAAGUACCAUCGCGUGAUUCUUGAUGAGAUUUUGAUACGGGUCUGUCCUUCAAUUUAAUAAAAUAUUCGAUUGUCCUUUCGAUAUUCAAAUCCCCCUGGUUUGAGCUGAGUCGUUGCUGAUACCUUUAUUAUCUGCGUAAUGUAAGAAAUCAAAUCUAUGGAGACCAGAAAGUGAAAACUGAUUUCCGGGUGAAAUUAUGCCUAUUUUUACUGUGAAGGCGACGGAA